Naegleria gruberi is the source of this 594-nucleotide messenger RNA. RefSeq lists its product as uncharacterized. Lineage: Eukaryota; Heterolobosea; Eutetramitea; Acrasida; Naegleriidae. The transcript has a single exon. Bases 1 to 594 code for a protein of 197 amino acids. The record is from RefSeq and is a predicted model, not a curated record.
AUGCACAAUUUGUUUAAACCUAACGAACAGUUUUCUGAGGAAGAGUUUAAGAGAAAGGCGUUAUCGGGUCAAUUUAAGGUAUUGUCUGAUUUCAAUUCCGCAACCAUUCUAAAAGAAAAUCAAGAAUUGGGAUUACUAACUACUGAACAACAAGCUCCUCCUACCAUAGAAUUUCUUAAACUCGAGAAAAGUUGGUUACAGGCUAAAGAGUUGGCAACGAAACUCCUGAAUGAAAAUCAAGAUCUUAAAACGUUUAUUGAAACUCAAGAGAAUGACUUUUAUGAGAUAUCCGAAAAGAGAGAAAACGAAGUUGAAAUUCUUCAAAACAAAUAUUCCGAAGCCUGUGAAUUGAAUCAAAAAUACCAGCUUACACUUGAAGGUAUCGUUAAAGAUGUUAAAGCCAUCCAAAAGGAAAGCAAUGAGCUCAAAAUCCGUAUUACUGCUGUUGAAAAGGAGAAUCAAGACUUCAAGAAGGAAAAUCAAGACCUCAAAACCCGUAUUACUGAUGUUGAGAAGGAGAACGAAGGCUUUAAAAUCCGUAUUACUAAUGUUGAACAAGAAUUGCAACUUAUGCAAAUUCUUAAUGCCUUAUAA